AUAGGUCAAGUGGGAUCUUGUGACCAACCUCCUGAACUCCUCAAUGGGGAAUUUAAAGGAACAAAGAAAGAAGAAUAUGGCCAUGGUGAUGUGGUGGAAUAUGAUUGCAAGCCUAGAUUUUUACUGAAGGGACCCAAUAAAAUUCAGUGUGUUGAUGGAAAGUGGACAAGCUUGCCAAUAUGUGUUGAGGAGAAAAGAACAUGUGGAGAUAUUCCUGAACUUGAGCAUGGAUCUGCCCAGUUUUCUCUCCCUCCUUACCACCAUGGAGAUUCAGUGGAGUUCACCUGCAUAGAAAAUUUCACAAUGAUUGGACAUGGGUCAAUUUCAUGCAUUAGUGGAAGGUGGACCCAGCUUCCUCAGUGUGUUGCAACAGAUCAAUUGGAGAAGUGUAAAGCACCAAAGGCAAAGGAUAAGGAAGCAAUUCAACCCAAUAGGAAUGAAUUUAAUCAUAAUGUCAGUGUGAGUUACAAAUGUAGAGGAAAGCAGGAGUAUAAACACUCAAUCUGCAUCAAUGGAAGAUGGGAUCCUGAGCCAACCUGUACAAACAAAGGAUCCUGCCCUCCUCCACCGCAGAUUCCAAAUGCCCAAGAGAUGCAAACCACAGUGAAAUACUGGGAUGGAGAAAAAGUAUCUGUUCUUUGUCAAGACAAUUACCUAAUACAGAACACAGAAGAAAUGGUGUGCAAAAAUGGAAGGUGGCAGUCAUUGCCACGAUGCAUUGCAAAAAUUCCAUGUUCUGAGCCUCCUGAAAUAGACCAUGGACGAAUUUUAUUACCACGAUCAUCAGAAGAAAGGAGAGAAACAGAUUUUUCCAGAAGUCAUGAACACGGCAUUACACUCAACUAUGUUUGUGAUGAUGGUUUUAUGAUGGCUGAGGAUCAUGGUGUAACCUGUCACAUGGGACAGUGGAGCUCUCCACCUCGUUGUGUCGGACUUCCUUGUGGACCUCCACCUUCAAUCCCUCAUGGGAUUGUGUCUCAUGGACUAGACAGUUACCAACAUGGAGAAGAGGUGACAUACAGCUGUGCUGAAGGAUUUGGAAUUUCUGGACAAGCAUUGAUUAAAUGUGUAGGAGGAACUUGGUCCCAGCCACCAGCUUGCAUAAGAACUGAUUGUGACAGUUUACCCAGGUUUGAAAAUGCCAUACUCAUAGAAGAGGAAAAAGAUUCAUAUAGGUCAGGUGAACAAGUGACAUUCAAAUGUGCACCUUCUUAUCAAAUGAAUGGGUCCAACAUUGUGACAUGUGUCAAUCGCACAUGGAUUGGAGAGCUGGUAUGCAAAGAUUCAACAGGGAAAUGUGGGCCUCCUCCUCCUAUUGACAAUGGAGACAUCACCUCCUUCCCUCUGUCAGUAUACGCACCAUUAUCAUCAGUUGAAUAUCAGUGCCAGUCCUUGUACCAACUGCAGGGCAACAAGAAAAUAACAUGUAGAAAUGGAGAGUGGUCUGAGCCACCAAAAUGUUUACAUGCAUGUGUCAUAUCAGAGGAAAUUAUUAAAAGACAUAACAUAACUUACAGAUGGAUAAGAGACCAAAAACUAUAUACACAAUCAGGGGACUUUGUGGAAUUUGCAUGUAAAUAUGGAUAUGAAGCAACAGAUCCAUAUCAACUUUUUCGUACAAGGUGCAUCGAUGGUCAUAUCAAUUAUCCCAGUUGUUCAAGAAAACGUUCUUGGAUUUUUGGAUAAAUAUAAUUUGGAAAU
This is a messenger RNA of Cricetulus griseus (Chinese hamster), 1701 nucleotides long. The record is from RefSeq and is a predicted model, not a curated record. Lineage: Eukaryota; Metazoa; Chordata; Mammalia; Rodentia; Cricetidae.